This is a messenger RNA of Ficedula albicollis (Collared flycatcher), 1618 nucleotides long. RefSeq names its product cystathionine gamma-lyase (gene CTH). Gene Ontology annotation, cellular component: cytoplasm. Gene Ontology annotation, biological process: transsulfuration. The transcript is spliced from 12 exons. Gene Ontology annotation, molecular function: cystathionine gamma-lyase activity; pyridoxal phosphate binding. The record is from RefSeq and is a predicted model, not a curated record. NCBI's taxonomy places the organism in Eukaryota, Metazoa, Chordata, Aves, Passeriformes, Muscicapidae. Bases 46 to 1239 code for a protein of 397 amino acids.
CCGAGCCCCCGGAGCGCUGAGGGCCGGUGCCUCAGAGCCGCAGCCAUGGCAGACAAGGAGAUGCAGGGGUUCCUGCCUCCCUUCAAGCACUUCGCCACCAGCGCCAUCCAUGUGGGCCAGGAUCCCGAGCAGUGGCGCUCCGGGGCCGUGGUGCCGCCCAUCUCGCUCUCCACCACCUUCAAGCAGCGGGCGCCCGGCGAACACGCGGGUUAUGAAUAUGCCCGGUCUGGGAACCCCACUCGGGAUUGCCUGGAAAAGGCUGCGGCCGCCCUCGAUGGAGCCAAAUACUGCUUGGCUUAUUCCUCUGGCUUAGCAGCUCUUUUGAACAUCUGUCACCUGCUGAAGACAGGGGACACAGUUAUCUGUAUGGAUGAUGUCUAUGGAGGCACAAACAGAUAUUUCCAGAAAGUAGCAUCGGAAAAUAAUUUGAAAGUAGUUUUUGUUGACUGCACAAAACCAAAAUGCCUGGAAGCUGCAAUUACACCAGAGACCAAGCUGGUUUGGCUGGAGACCCCCACGAACCCCACGCUGAAGGUGAUUGACAUCAAAGCCUGUGCAGACGUGGUGCGCAGGCACCCAGGGGUGCUGCUGGCCGUGGACAACAGCUUCAUGUCUGCCUACUUCCAGCGUCCUUUGUCCCUGGGGGCUGAUAUUUGUAUGUCUUCUGCAACCAAAUACAUGAAUGGCCGUAGUGAUGUUCUCAUGGGCCUGGUCUCUGUAAAUCGGGAUGAUCUCUACGAGAGGCUCAAAUUCCUGCAGAACUCCCUGGGAGCUGUCCCCUCCCCCUUUGACUGCUACAUGUGCAACCGGGGGCUCAAGACUCUGCACAUCAGGAUGAAGCUGCACUUCCACAACGGCCUGGCCGUGGCCAAGUUCCUGGAAUCCCAUCCCAGGGUGGAGAAGGUCAUUUACCCAGGGUUGCCUUCCCACCCCCAGUACGAUGUGACAAAGAAGCAGUGCACGGGCUGUCCUGGAAUGAUCGCCUUCUACAUCAAAGGGAACAUCAAAAAUGCCUCUGCCUUCCUCAAGAACCUGAAGGUGUUUUCCCUGGCUGAGAGUCUGGGUGGCUUCGAGAGCCUGGCAGAGCAUCCGGCCAUCAUGACCCACGCCUCAGUGCCUGAGGAGGAGAGGAAAGCUCUGGGCAUCACUGACACCUUGAUCCGCCUCUCGGUGGGGCUGGAGGACGAGGAGGAUUUGCUCCAAGACCUGGAGCAGGCCCUGAAGGCUGCGUUUGAAUAAACCCUGAGGGUCUAAAAGGAGCUCGGAACUGGACGUGGCUGUGGACAAGGACAUGGAAACCAAACCUCUCCUGCUCUGCCUUUGCUUUGCCAGCAGAGCUCAGUGUUUCUCCUGCUGCUGCAGGCUUGGGGCACAAGGGCUGGUUCCUGUUACUGCUCUCAGGUCUUUCUCUUCUCACCCAUCAGCUCGGCUCAGACAUUUGAUUAAGCUCAGAUUUAUUUUAAUUAAGUUAGAAAUUUGCGUAAGAGCUUUUUCUUCUCUUGAGAUUUUAUUGAAAAUGAAGUGAAAUCCAACACCUGGCAAAUAAUAACUUUCUGAAGAGGAGACCUUGUCUCUUUUAAGAAAAAAAAUCAUGUGCUGUGGGAAUUACUGGAAUAAU